CUCUCGAAAAUGGUCUUUAGGUCUUGUUUGAAGAAUUUGUGUAAUAGAACAAUGGCAAGUAAUUGUCCCUCAAUCUUAUGGCUAACCUAGACGAAGAGGGCUUGUGCUUUUAACAUUUAGAGAAGUUUAAUCAUCGUUGAUGACAGUUUUAUUGAGGCGCGAUUAGCUGUAGCUACUGCAAAGUGAAAAAAAAGACAAAGGGCUUUCAAUAGCUAGAAUGGUUUGGGCCUAAAAGGAAGACAAGAGCAACAUGAACCGUGAGGACCGGAAUGUACUCCGCAUGAAAGAAAGAGAAAGGAGAAAUCAAGAAAUCCAACAGGGAGGAGAGGCCUUCCCCGCCAACUCACCCCUCUUUCCCGAACCUUAUAAAGUUUCCAGCAAAGAGGACAAACUUUCUAGUCGAAUCCAGAGCAUGCUAGGGAAUUACGACGAGAUGAAGGAAACCAUUGGAGAAACUCCUAUGUCUAAGCUUAUGACGAAGGCUUCCGGCUCCUCUUCCUCAGAGGAGAAGUCUCUUUACAGCGAGCAGCGAGGUGGAGCAGGGAGCAGCCAAAGCCAGAGCAGCAAGUGGACUCCGGUCGGCCCCGCGGCCGCCGGCUCAUCUUCCUCCUCGUCCUCUUCCUCCCAGUCUCAGAAACGAUCUGGCCUGCAGGGCAGCCACAGCAGCAGCCAGAGGAGCGGCGGUGGUAGUGGCAGCGGCAGCCAAAGACACGAACGCGACUACAGCAGCGGCAGCAGCAACAGCAAGAAGUCCAGCAAGCACGGGUCUUCGGACCACUCCAAGUCUCACACGUCCAGCCCGGCCAAGAGCUCCAUGAGUUCGGGCGGACACGCGCGCUCUCUGGUCGCCGAGCACCACGGCAAGGAGCGCUACCGCUCCAAGUCGCCGCGGGAACGCGAGGCUAACUGGGAUUCCCCGUCGCGCGUCCACUCGUCCUUCCCGAGCGGCCAGCACUCCAGCCAGGCCUUCCCGCCGUCCCUCAUAUCCAAGCCGGGCUCCAUGCCCCAGAAGCCCACGGCCUACGUGCGACCCAUGGACGGGCAGGAAACGGGAGAGCCCAAGACAUCGUCGGAGACGUACGGCGGCCAGUCGCACAGCAGUGGCAUGGGCGAGAUGAAGGCCAACGGCAAGGCCUCGCUCACCAAGCUCAAGAUCCCUACUCAACCUGUAGAGGGAUCCAUGCCAGGAGACGUGAGCUGUGUCGAUGAAAUCUUAAAGGAAAUGACUCAGUCCUGGCCCCCUCCACUGACAGCCAUUCAUACCCCUUGCAAGACAGAGCCGUCUAAAUUCCCCUUCCCAACCAAGGAUGCCCAGCAUUCAAGCUUUAACAAUGGAGGACAUAAGAGAAGCAUAUCUGGGAAGAGCUCUUCCACUGGACACCAGUCCAAAACAUGUGAUGGAGACCAGGCAAAUAUGCUUCAGGAUGACCUGAAACUGAGCAGCAGCGAGGAGAGUGAUGGAGAGCAAGACUCCGGCAAGAACGUGUCGAGAAACGCCUCUGCCAGUAAUAACAGUAAUAACAGUGAGGGAGUGGAGAGAGAAGACUCCAGCAGCCACAGUGGGUCAGAGAGCAGCUCUGGAUCAGACAGUGAGAGUGAGAGUAGCUCCACUGAGAGUGAGACCAAUGAACCUCCGCGGGCUCCCUCUCCUGAGCCUGAACAGCCCACAGCCAACAAAUGGCAGCUGGACAAUUGGUUCAAAAAAGUGAACAAGUUUUCUCCAGCCUCCCCCGUGGACAGCAGCAGCAGCAGCACCCCCAUGAAAUACAAGAAAGAGGGUCGCGAUGCGGGCUCAAGCCGCGCCUACAGCGGCCAGGGGGGCGCCAAAGACUCCGCCCUGGCUCCGUCCCGGGAUCUGCGGCCCAACCAGAAGGGUUCGGAGAGCGGACGCGGCCGGCAGAAGUCGCCGGCCCAGAGCGAAGGCGGCACGGGCCAGCGGAGGACUGUGGGUAAGAAACAGCCCAAAAAGCCAGAGAAGCCACCCGUGGUGGAAGAGCCCAAAGGCGGGCUGAAGGUAGAGAGCGAGCCCACACCCGAAAUACCUCCUCACCGGGCGCGCGCGCCCAACAAGGGCCUCCGCAAGCCCAACAUCAAGAAGGACUUAAAAUCCUCGCCGCGCCCCGCCCAGGAGAAACGCAAGCCGAAAGCAUCGAGCAAGAAUUCGCCCAAGUCCCGAGAGUUCGUCGUGGACUCUUCGUCGUCGGACUCGGAAGGCAACGAGAGCAUCCCGUCCUCCUCGCAGACGCCAAAGUACACGGAGAGCAUCCGGACCCCCGUCUGCGUGUUCUCCCCCAUGGAGGAGAAGGAGCUCCUGUCUCCCCUCAGCGAGCCAGAGGAGCGCGUCCCUCCCAAGCUGAUGGUGAAGAUAGACCUGAGCAUGCUCUCCAGGGUGCCCGGGAGGCCGUACAAGGACACGGAGGUCAAACUGGAGAGAGACGUGACGGCCGAGAGAGAGGGAAAGGACUUUCAGAAGCAGACCAGUGAGAAGAGCACCAGUAAGGGCAAGAGGAAGCACAAGGGCGAUGAUGACGGCCUCAAACAGGAAAAUAAAAAAUCAAGACAGGAAGACAAGUCUUCAUCGCAUCACAAGUCCAGCAGCAAAGACUCGUCCAAACGGGGCGCGGACCGAAAAGAGGAGCCGGUACCGUCUCCCUCCAUGGCCGGCCUGCAGCGGACGCCCAAGUCAGAGCACCAGGCCCGCAAGCGCACGGCCAGCCAAUCCUCUGCCUCCCUCUCCAGCACGGCCAGUAGCAGCAAAGAGGGCGGGCACAGCGGGAAGAGUAGCUCCACCUCCAAACACCGUAAACUGGAGGACAAACAGGGGCGUGGCACCAGGGAGGGCAAGGAGAAGAGCUCAAAGACGUCGGAGAACCAGCUGGCUGUUCCGCCGCUUCCCGCUGACGGCUCCAAAUCGAUGAGGUCCAAACUCAACUUUGAGGACAGGGUGCACUCUGCCGACCACUACCUGCAGGAAGCUAAGAAGCUGAAGCACAAUGCAGACGCUUUGAUGGACAGGUUUGAGAAAGCCGUGUACUAUUUGGACGCCGUUGUGUCCUUCAUCGAGUGCGGCAAUGCCCUGGAGAAGAGUGCCCAGGAGGCCAAAUCCCCCUUCCCCAUGUACGCCGAGACGGUGGAGCUGAUCAAGUACACUAUGAAACUGAAAAGCUACAUGGCUCCAGACGCUACGUCGGCAGAUAAAAGGCUUGCAGUGCUGUGCCUACGCUGCCAGUCCCUCCUCUACCUGCGGCUGUUCAAACUGAGAAAAGAGAGUGCACUGAAAUACUCCAAGACACUUACUGAACACUUGAAGAACUCAUUGAGUAACACUCAAGCUCCUUCUCCAGGAAUGGGAAAUAAAGCGGCAGGCAUGCCCUCCCCAGUGUCGCCCAAGCUGUCACCGGGCAGCGGUGCGGGUGGAUACUCGUCCAGCAGCUCCAACCCCAGCGGCAGUUCCUCCGUCACCAUUCCACAGCGCAUCCACCAGAUGGCCGCCAGCUACGUACAGGUCACCUCCAACUUCCUCUACGCCACCGAGGUCUGGGAACAGGCGGAGCAGCUGGCCAAGGAGCAGAGGGAGUUCUUUGCUGAACUGGACAAGGCCAUGGGUCCUCUCAUCUUCAACACCAGCAGUAUGACUGAUUUGGUGCGUUUCACGCGACAGGGUCUGCACUGGCUACGGCUCGACGCUAAACUCAUCCCAUAGAACACAACGACAUCGCCAAGGCCACGCGCCGUUUCCGUGACAACGUGCAAACACUCGCAAAAACUUAUCUGCCUCAGACAUUUCUUUGACACUGUGUUCAUUUCGUACACCAGCUUGCCAAAAAAAAAAAAAAACAACCCCACAAAACAAAACAGAAAGACAGAACAAAAAAAAAAAAAAAAACCCAACAAAUAAAGCAGUGAUAGACUUAUAAUGCACACACCAUCAUGAAGUCCCGCCCCCUUAUUAAUAUGUAGUAGGUGGAUGUAUCCAGUCGUCUGCUUGUCAACAGGUUAUUCUUUUAUGUUUUCAGAGAUGUGUUUUUUUUUGUUUCUUCAAAGAGCCAUCUUCAGCAUUGAGUCGUGUCAGGCCUGCUAUGUCCAUUGUACUACAGGUUUUCAUUAUGCUUAUUUUUUUCUUUGUUUUGCUCUGUUAUGAACAUGAAUAAUUGGCUUUUCAGAUGGAUAUUUUUUUUUCAAACCAAAGUACCUCCCUUUAACCAAAGGUGCUUUAAAACUAUCCUUUUUUUUAUCAUUUUCGUGCCUUGUAUUUGAUAUACAGGAAAACUAGGAGCUAUAAUAUGCUGAAAUGCACACGCAGAAAGGUCAGACACAGAACGGAACAGGAACUCUCAGAACAGGAACUCUUUCAGGUGAAGCUGGAGAACCAUAAAAGACUGACGCAGUGGUGACGUGCGUUUGAUGGCAUUCCUGUUCACGCACAGUACACCGACGUGUGGAGCUCGCUGUCAGAAUGAUAUCAUGGCUUGCACAUAUAUAAAUAUAUUUAUGUCGGCAGUCCUCUGUGGUCCUGAGCCGAGGAGUCAGGCGGUCUUUAGUUAAGGCUUUAGCUGUAAUCCCUCUCAGUCUCUCUCAGAUAGGCCACACACUUUUAAUACUAAAAACAAAAUGAUGUGAUGUCCUGAGGCAUUGCCACGCUGAUGGGCAUCAAGCGUCAAAUUUAUAGGUCGCCUUUUUUUG
This is a messenger RNA of Chanos chanos (milkfish), 4683 nucleotides long. It is a transcript of the gene aff4, whose product is annotated as AF4/FMR2 family, member 4. The record is from RefSeq and is a predicted model, not a curated record. NCBI's taxonomy places the organism in Eukaryota, Metazoa, Chordata, Actinopteri, Gonorynchiformes, Chanidae. Gene Ontology annotation, cellular component: nucleus; super elongation complex. Gene Ontology annotation, biological process: regulation of gene expression. The transcript is spliced from 20 exons. Bases 251 to 3703 code for a protein of 1150 amino acids.